AACACGACACUGUGACUUUCACUUGAAAUUUUUUAAAUUUUAAAACUUUGGACAGCAAAAUGUAAUGUUUCAGGCUUAAAACCUCUUUGUGAAACAAUUAACUAAUGGUUGUUACCAAGUGUUACUUAUGAUGAGACAUAUCAGAAGGGGGUGUGUUACGUAACAGAAACAUGUCCUUCCCUAACUGGGUUAUCCAUGCCAGUGCUCUGGGAACAGUGGCCCUAGGUUCUCUUCUCUUAAGAGAUUACCUUUCUGGUAAGGUGUAUAAAGGAGAGGAAAUGUUACUGGGGAAAACUGCUAUAGUGACAGGGGCUAACUCAGGGAUAGGAAAGGAGACAGCAAAGGACUUUGCUAGAAGAGGAGCUAAAGUAAUCCUGGCUUGUCGAGACUUGGAGAAGUGUGCGGCGGCUCAGGAUCUCAUCAAACAGGAAACACACAACCAGAAGGUGUUCUGUAAAAAACUCGAUCUCGCCAGCUUCAAGUCCAUCAAAGAGUUCACUGAUGACAUUAAAAAAGAGGAAAAAUUUUUGGACAUCCUAGUCAACAAUGCAGGAGUGAUGCACUGCCCUUACCAGAAAACUGAAGAUGGGUUUGAGUACCAGCUGGGAGUGAAUUAUCUUGGUCCAGUCCUUCUCACUAUGUCAUUACUGGAUCUUCUCAUUAAGUCUGCACCCAGUCGUAUCGUUAAUGUAUCAAGCAGUGUUAGCCAGGCGGGACAUAUAAACUUCAGUGAUCUCAACUCAGAGAAUGGCUACCAUCUGACUCUCGCCUACAACCAAAGUAAACUGGCUCUCUUGAUGUUUACAAAGGAGCUGUCUAAACAUUUAAAAGGUAAAACAUAGAACUUUGGACCUCAA
Saccostrea cuccullata (small rock oyster) is the source of this 857-nucleotide messenger RNA. Its product is annotated as retinol dehydrogenase 13-like. The record is from RefSeq and is a predicted model, not a curated record. The transcript has 6 exons. The coding region runs from base 171 to 842 and encodes 223 amino acids. Gene Ontology annotation, molecular function: oxidoreductase activity. Lineage: Eukaryota; Metazoa; Mollusca; Bivalvia; Ostreida; Ostreidae.